Molecule: messenger RNA, 2070 nt
Organism: Nicotiana attenuata
Lineage: Eukaryota; Viridiplantae; Streptophyta; Magnoliopsida; Solanales; Solanaceae
Product: leucine-rich repeat extensin-like protein 3
Exons: 1
Coding region: 87-1703 (538 amino acids)
Molecular function (GO): protein binding
Source: RefSeq, a predicted model, not a curated record
CAGAUCAACUUUUUCACUUCUUUUUUCAUUCUCAUUCAUUUUUCCUCACUGAAACAAGACUCAAUAUAACAAGUUUUGUUUCUUAAAUGAACAUGCACCAUUUUGCAGGUCAUAGUUCUGGCCUAAACACAUUAUUCUACCUAGUCAUUUUCCCUAUUCUCUUCAAUGCAUCCACCACUUAUCAAAUAUCUAAUUCUAGUAAUGAUCAUUUGGGGGUCCCUAAUAUCGAAUAUACUAACCGUAGAAAGCUCUUAUCCUACAAUGGUGAUAUUCUUGCCAUCAAUCCAUCACUUAAUUUUGAGAAUUUUAGGUUAAAGAAUGCAUACAUUGCAUUACAAGCUUGGAAAGAAGCCAUUCUCUCUGAUCCUCACAAUAUAACCGCGAAUUGGAUAGGAUCUAAUGUGUGUAACUACACUGGAGUUUUCUGUUGGCCAUCUCUUGAUGAACCCUCUGAACUCACUGUUGCUGGUAUCGAUAUCAACCAUGGCGAUAUAGCUGGUACUCUUCCACAUGAAUUAGGCCUGUUAUAUGAUAUUGCAUUGUUUCAUAUAAACUCAAAUAGGUUUUGUGGUACUAUCCCUGAGAGUUUCUUGAAUUUGAAGCUCCUUUUUGAGUUAGAUGUUAGUAACAAUCGGUUCGUUGGCAAGUUUCCUGAUGUGGUAGUCCAAUUGCCUAAUUUGAGGUUUCUUGAUUUGAGGUUCAAUGAGUUUGAAGGUGAGCUACCAAGGCAAGUUUUUGAAAGGAGUUUUGAUGCUUUGUUUAUUAACAAUAACAGAUUUUCUUCUGAGUUGCCUGAUAACUUUGGGAAUUCGCCUGUUUCUGUCAUGGUUUUGGCAAACAACAAGUUUAAGGGAUGUAUACCGGUUAGUUUGGGAAAAAUGGCUAAAACAUUGAAUGAAUUGCUUCUUAUAAAUAACAAUUUCCAUUCAUGUUUGCCUAAUGAGAUUGGAAUACUGAAGAACUUGACAGUGUUGGAUUUGAGUUAUAAUCAAAUUGUUGGUACUUUACCUGAGAGUAUUGGAAAUAUGGAGAGCUUGGAGCAGUUGAAUUUGGGUCAUAAUAUGUUGUCUGGGAAGAUAUCUGACAACAUAUGUAGACUUCCAAAUUUGAACAAGUUUGUCUAUGACAACAACUACUUUUAUGAAGAGAGUCCAGCUUGUCUAAAUCUGAAUGCAUUUGCUGAUCAACAGAAUUGUCUUAGAGGAAGGCCUAUGCAAAGACCUGCAUUGGAUUGCCAGAGAUUUUUGUCUAAAAAAGUUGAUUGUAACACUUUCAAAUGUGCAUUACCACCUCCAUUACCUACCCCUCCACCAACCAAUUGUUGUUCUUGUUCACCUCCACCACAACCAUCACCGCCACUGCCAUCACCAUCUCCACCGCCACCUAUUGAGCCACCAUCAUCUCCACCACCUUUAUCACCUCCAAUUUAUUCUCCCCCACCUCCAACAUUGUCACCUCCACCACCUCCAACUCCUUGCAAUGCUAGUCCACCGCCACCUCCACCAAGCUGUACACCACCUCCUACAUUCUCUCCACCUCCACCAAGCAUAUCAUCGCCUCCGACGCCACCUUCUCCACCCCCACCAACUCAAAUAUCUUCUUCACCUCCACCACCAAACAUUCCACCACCUCGACCUUCACCUCCAUCAUGUGCAGAACAGGCAAUACCACCAAGUCAAGAUAUGUCUCCUCCUUCACCUUGAAGUGUAAUAUGAUCACAGGUUACUCUUCAUGGUUAUUACCUCAUCUUCCUCAUAGAAUGGAAGUUCAAAUCAUACUUCAUUACAGGCACAUCUGCACUACAGUUUUGUUAGAGAACCAUGCAGAAGAGGUGUGAAUUGAGCCUCAUUUUUUUGUAGGACUAGUGUAGAAGAGAUUCUAGAUGAAACUAUUAUUCAAGUUAUCUAACUCGUCUCUAGAAUUCUUAAUAAAACGCCGAACAUGUUGCGUGAAUUGUUGGUAUAGACUAGUUUUUCUCCUGAAACAACAAUAUUGUAGUUGAUCACGAAAAGGGGACUAGCUCCUUUUUUUCCAAAAAGAAUUUAAGAACAUCUCUCAGGUUACACUGCU